This is a messenger RNA of Fundulus heteroclitus (mummichog), 3404 nucleotides long. RefSeq names its product adaptor protein, phosphotyrosine interaction, PH domain and leucine zipper containing 2 (gene appl2). The transcript is spliced from 21 exons. The record is from RefSeq and is a predicted model, not a curated record. NCBI's taxonomy places the organism in Eukaryota, Metazoa, Chordata, Actinopteri, Cyprinodontiformes, Fundulidae. Gene Ontology annotation, molecular function: protein binding. Gene Ontology annotation, biological process: signaling. Gene Ontology annotation, cellular component: cytoplasm; endosome membrane. The coding region runs from base 77 to 2074 and encodes 665 amino acids.
AGUGUUCUGGGAAACUGAGUUCUCGCUCGUCAGUAUUUCCAGCCCCUCAUUCUUGUCUCCCUGUACAGCUAACAAGAUGCCGGCCGUACAUCACAAACUUCUGCUGGAGGACGCCCUUCAGGACAGUCCUCAGACCCGCUCCUUGCUGAGCGUGUUCGAGGAAGAUUCAGGGAAUCUGACCGAGUACACCAACCAGCUGCUGCAGACCAUGCAACGGGUGUUUGGAGCUCAGAGUGAAAUGGGACUGGCCACAGAGCAGCUUUCACAGCAGCUUCUUGACUACGAAAAGAAAAAUUUUGCCCUCGGAAAAGGCGACGAAGAGGUCGUCGCCACAUUACAGACCUUUGCAAAGACCGUCGGAGAGCUAAACUCGCUCCACUCUGAGCUGGCCAGCCAGAUGGCGGACCACAUGGUCUUCCCCCUGAUCCAGUUCAGAGAGAGAGACCUCACAGAAAUAAGCACUCUGAAGGAAAUAUUUGGUAUCGCCACUGAUGAGCACGAGGCGGCUAUGGUCAAGUACAGCCGACUGCCCAAGAAGAAGGAGAACGAAAAGCUGAAGGCGGACAUGGUGAAGGAGGUGGCGUACACCAGGAGGAAGCAGCACCAGGCCUCGCUGCAGUAUUACUGCGCCCUCAACGCCCUGCAGUACCGCAAGAGAGUAGCAAUGCUGGAGCCCAUGCUAGGCUACACUCAGGCGCAGAUCAGCUUUUUCAAGAAGGGCCUUGAGCUGGUGUCAAAGAAGAUGGACAAUUUUCUCUCCUCGGUGUCCAACAUGACCCAAAAUAUCCAGAAGCAGCUGGACGCUGAGGCCGAGGCCAUGCGCGUCUCGCAGAAGGAGCUGCUGUCCGUGGAAGACACCGUGUAUAUGCCAGAUAAGGAAACCGAGACCGUCAGUCGCACGCUCAUCCAGAAGGCUGGCUACCUCAACAUCAGGAAUAAAACAGGCCUGGUGACCACGGCCUGGGAUCGGCUCUUCUUCUUCACCCAGGGAGGAAACCUCAUGUGCCAGCCUCGGGGGGCCGUGGCGGGGGGCAUGGUGCUGGACCUGGACAACAGCUCCGUCAUGGCGGUGGAGUGCGAGGACAGGCGCUACUGCUUUCAGAUAACCUCGCCUUCAGGAAAGACGUCGAUGAUUCUGCAAGCCGAGAGCAAAAAGGAAUACGAAGAGUGGAUUUGCACCGUGAACAACAUCUCCAGGCAGAUCUACCUGACCGACAACCCAGAGGCCGUGGCCAUCCGGUUGAACCAAACGGCCAUACAGGCGGUCACUCCCAUCACCAGCUUCGAGAAGAGACAAGAAGGUUCUCCCAACCCCGACAGAGCCAAGCCAGGGGGUGCGCCACCUGCUGGGAGCGAUUCCCAGAAAACGGAGGCCGCUCCAGAGCCGGAGGACCUGAUCGCUCCUGGGACGCCUAUUCAGUUCGACAUCAUGCUGCCGGCCUCAGAGUUCCAGGACCAGAACAGAGCCGGGGGGAGGCGGACCAAUCCGUUUGGAGAAACAGACGAGUGUACGGCAGACAGCGAUGACUCCCUCCUGCAGCAGGUGUUCGACGUGCGCUUCCUGGGCUCCAUGGCCGUUCGCUGCGGAAACAACCAGGAGGUGAUCUACGAGGCCAUGAGGCAGGUGCUGGCUGCCCGCGCCAUCCACAACAUCUUCAGGACCACCGAGGCCCACCUCAUGGUCACCAGCAGCAGCCUCAGGUUGAUUGACCCCCAAACUCAAGUAACAAGAAUAAGCUUCCAGCUUGAAGAGGUGUGCCAGUUCGCGGCUCACCAGGAGAACGGGAGGCUGAUGGGCUUCGUGGUGGAGGGGAGAGACUGGAGCGACGGAAACGAGGAGGGAGAACCUUCGUUCAGCGCCUUUGUCUUCGAGAGCAACACGGAGGGCGAAAAGAUAUGUUACACCAUAAAUUUGGCAAAGGAGAUUACAGAAGCAAAGAAGGACCCAGAGGCUCUGGCCGAGCUGAUGAAGAACAUGCCUCUGACCAACGACGGCAAGUUUCUGCUUCUGGAGCCGGAGACGGGCGACUCCAAGAGCGGAGAGGGCCAAGAGGACCUGGAGUCUGAGGCCUAGUUAUCCUGAGAACGUUCCAGAAAAAUUAUAUAACAAAGACCAGGUUUCAUUAUGACCUCCACCUUAGGUCUAGUACUGUAACACCGUCCCAAGAGAGUAGGGGUCAUUUCCAGUCACCCUGUUCAGCCACAUCUCCACACCGUUGCUGCGCUAGACGCAGAGAUCGGGACGUGGGUUUGACCAGAAACAUCCUAAAAAAAACCCAUCUCUCCGAGGUCGUUGAAUAUCAUCUGUUCCAUGCUUACAACCUUAAAGGUCUUUGAAGUUACUGCUUUCCUUGUGCAUCACACUUUACACGGCAUGCACGUCCCAAUGUCCUCCCCUGAUGGGUAUCGGCGUGCGUACCUUCAGAGAGGUGGCUCAGUUUAGGUUUACAUUUUGUUUCAGCUUCUCUUUUCUUAGUGUGAGGGUACUCGUGUGUGAAAACCUUGUAAACUUGUAUGUAAAUUAAUCUAUUUUGGCAUUUUAUCAUAUACAAAACAAUGAUUGCACUUUUAAGGUGAAGCACUAAUUGCUACAGCUGAAGAAGCUAAAACUGUCGAAAUGAGGAAGAAGAAAAAAAAAGUUAGGAGAAUGUCCGUUGUUUUUGCUCGCAGUCACUAUAGCUGUUUAUUCUAACUACCCAUUAAACGCGGGGCAUGAGGAAAACCUUUUUCUUUGCUCUCGCUGCAGACUUCACAUCUUUAUCUCAACCGUUCCCACUAAACCGAAUUAACAUCAUGCUUGAAAUAGUUUCCGCACUACCUGUAUAAAACAAAUCUGAGGAUAAUCUGUCUGCGACGUCCUCAUUGAGAACCCCCCCAAAAAAACGACUCUGCGCUCCAUUUCUUUGAGCCGUGUGUAAAUAUGAUUUGUGAGAGUGUCUAUUUGCCGUUUAAUCUGCGUGUGUGUGUACAGGGACUGCCGCGGUGCGUGAUUAAAUGGCGCCGUUCGCUCCUGCUCCAUUUGUAGAAGAUUAAAGCCUUGUGAGUACGGAGCUGUAAUACAAGAGGAAACCCACCGCAGAUCUUCUCCAGUAAUGCAUGAAACAAUCCCCCCCCAACCAGGUACCGCGAUUUUAGGGAGGGAAAAAAAAGCCCGUUUCGCAUGUUUAUUAACGAUAAUCAAAGGCGAAGAGCUGAAAGUUGAGUUAUCUCCAGGAAUUAUUGGCUCGAUGAGAAUGUUGAGCAUUUCUGCUGUUUGAGCCCAUUCCCGCAGUUAACCUGUAAACGGGGAAUACUUUGCACAGAUAAGAAAACCUGAACCUUGAAUCAUAAAAUACAUGGCUUUGCUUGACACCGUGUUAGCAACAGUGUCAAAGGCUUACAGGCAGAAACUCCCUAAACCCAAA